Messenger RNA from Ceratina calcarata, 721 nucleotides. RefSeq names its product ribosomal protein L11 (gene RpL11). The transcript has 5 exons. Gene Ontology annotation, cellular component: ribosome. Gene Ontology annotation, biological process: translation. NCBI's taxonomy places the organism in Eukaryota, Metazoa, Arthropoda, Insecta, Hymenoptera, Apidae. The record is from RefSeq and is a predicted model, not a curated record. Bases 16 to 627 code for a protein of 203 amino acids. Gene Ontology annotation, molecular function: structural constituent of ribosome.
UCUUUUACAUUCGACAUGGCGGAAAGUAAACCUGAAGAGAAGAAGGUGGAAAAGAAGGUGGAGAAGAAGAGGCCCGAGAAGAAAGUGAGGAAAGAGCCGAAGGAUGCGUCCAAGAAUGUGAUGCGCGAAGUUAGGAUUCGCAAACUCUGUUUAAACAUUUGCGUCGGGGAGUCUGGCGAUAGACUAACCCGAGCCGCAAAGGUAUUAGAGCAAUUAACUGGACAGCAACCAGUCUUCUCUAAAGCUAGAUAUACCGUUCGUUCCUUUGGUAUUCGCCGUAAUGAAAAGAUUGCAGUGCACUGCACUGUCCGAGGCGCUAAAGCUGAGGAGAUUCUCGAACGUGGAUUAAAAGUUCGUGAAUACGAACUGAGAAAAGAGAAUUUCUCUGGUACUGGAAACUUUGGUUUUGGUAUACAAGAACACAUCGAUUUGGGAAUUAAAUACGAUCCAAGUAUCGGUAUUUACGGUUUGGACUUCUACGUUGUACUUGGCAGACCAGGUUUCAACGUGGCACACAGGAGAAGGAAAACGGGCAAAGUGGGUUUCCAACAUAGAUUAACCAAAGAGGACGCGAUGAAAUGGUUCCAGCAAAAGUAUGACGGUAUCAUUAUAGCCGGAAAGAAGUAACGUACAAGUGUUUUGUAUCUUACGUGAGUUUCUUUCAUAAAGUUUUUAAAAACCGAACCAUAAGACCGUUUCAAUAAAACAUACCUAAAAUCUC